This is a messenger RNA of Neodiprion fabricii, 7644 nucleotides long. RefSeq lists its product as uncharacterized. The record is from RefSeq and is a predicted model, not a curated record. The transcript has 4 exons. NCBI's taxonomy places the organism in Eukaryota, Metazoa, Arthropoda, Insecta, Hymenoptera, Diprionidae. Bases 243 to 1331 code for a protein of 362 amino acids.
CGAACGUCUAGGGGCGCUGUAAGCGCUUAUGAAGAAGUUAUAAAGUCAUUAAACGUGAAAAUGCGAACAAACUUAGCGGCGCUAAAUGAUAAAAUCACUGAUGCAUAAUGAUUCCAUUCGUAAGUAUGCAAACCAAAGGAUAAUUCCGACACGGGACUUAGUGAGACGCAUGAAUGCGAUCCCCGAAUAUAUAAUUUACGUCUCUUGAAUCCUGAAUGUGACAGGUAUUCAGGAGAGUAAGAAUGACGAACUUUAAUAUUAUGAAAUCCAUACUGGUCAAUGGCAGUGAAGAAGUUUCAAAAAUUAACCUGGAUAAUUGCACCGAGAAAGGUGAUAAAUUUCGGCCAAGAAUUCCAGAUGUAACAUCUGCUCUUGCUGCAUCUUUAACUACCCUAUUGUGUCGUAGGAUCUCUCCGGCCGCACACCAGCGCUAUUUAGUCAGAACAAAUCUCAUUGAACAGUUACGCGACUGGUCACGAAUUAAUAGCCGCUAUGAACAGAUGCACUCAUUUACAGAUGGUGAAAGGACUACAAAGUUUGCCAUAAACUUGGUGGAGAAAUACCUGACGGAAGAUUUUAUUGCUAAACAAGCAUCUGUUAGUGUUUUAGUUAAGAUAGGAUUUGUCUUGAUUGAUAUGAAAUUAAAUAUUUCAAUAUUUGAUUUCAAAUUGGACAGUAUUAUAAAUAGAAUUUUGUAUUUGGAUGAAACAGAUGAUAGCAACAGAUUUUUAGACACUUUGACUGAAAAAUAUGACAGUCUAUCACUUGCCCUGAGCACAAUCGAAAAUAUAUACAUUUGCAGAUCAACCAAGCUAAUCGAAAUACCAAUUGUAGAUCUAUUUAUGUUAUUCAAUGCUAAUCACUCAGAGGGUAGUCUUGAUUCAGAUAUCAUUGAGAAGCAUAUGAAUCCUUCCAUCAAACAUUAUUCAGAUGAUGUAAAUUGCAAUCAAUUACUCAAAUAUAGCUCCAAAUCGCCACGCAUAUUUCAACUACUAUCCAGCGUAAUGAAAGAAAUGUUCGCAUACACGAAUUGUAGUGAAAUGUGUGUUAAUUUCAUACAAUACAUACUUAAUCACAUAAGUAAACUUUGUGAUGAAAAAAAACAAAAAAUCUUAGAUCUUUAUCCAAGAAACUUACAGUGUGCUGUUAUUCUUGUAAGAAUAGAGCCUAAUUUACACACAAACAAUUCCAAGGAGUAUGUCAUUCAAAUGCUAAAAUACAUUUAUAGUUUAAAUAAAGAGGAACUUUUAAUAUUGCUCAGCCACUUCCCUGUAUGGCUCAAAGAAGUCUCAAAUUUGGUACCUUAUAGCGAUAAUCCUCUGUCCAGGUGACAUCACUUUUCUAACUAACCAGUAUCACACAGUGCAUAGGCCGAUGUGCGGUCAGUUAAACAUCGCUGCCAAAUCAAUGGAAUUAAAUAUCUUCGAUGAUAACUGUACACUACCACAAAUAUAAGAUAUGUAAAUGCUGCAGUGCUAAAAUAAGAAUAGGUAUCUGAAACUUUAACAAAUUGAAAAUCUGCUUAUGGAUAGUAUGAUAUAUAAGUAGAACUAGUUCGCAUAAUUUGUAGUAACUGUUCUUAUAGUUACUUUACCACAUUUUAUAUUCAAAGCCUGAACUUUUUAAAAAUAUCACUUGUUAUAGUUAGGUUACGUUGAAUAUUUGAAUAAGGAUUAUUUCUCAUUAUGAAGUUGAAGCCUGUAAUCGACCGCCAAUACGAAUUGUUAGAAAUUUAAUAAAUCACAUUCAUUUUGCAACCGAAACCCCUGUAAACUAAUUCUCAAAUUUUGGAUUUUUUUGAUCCGCAUUUUGGUGUGUUGACAUAACGAAAUUAAACCUGGUAUCUUUUUUACGCCUGUCCAUAAAGUAAUUUCCAAAAACAGAUUACAUAGAGUCAACAAUUCGAAUUGUGAGUGGUUUCAGGAAGAAUAUACAGAUUAAAAUUUGUAAGAUUACUUUACUGAGGAAUAUAGUGUGAAAACGUCUGAUGUUUGGCGUACUUACUUACCGUAAACCCAUCUCAUGUAUUACAAUCAAAUAAAUUAAAAAGUUAAAGGUAUAUACAUAUAUACCUUUAUAUUUUUACUUACAUUGGUAAAAAGUCAUGUUUGUCCGUACUGAUGUGCAUAAAUUUUACAUCAAAUUAUAUUUAAAAAUGACACAUUGUUGUUCCGUCAAAUACCAAUGGUACUGAUACCAUUUGUUAAAGGGAAGAAUUAAACACAUAGUAUAACCAUACAUUAAUAAGUACGCAAAGAAUGUCAUACAUAUGGAUGUGAAUUAUUGAUCUGUAAAUACUGAGAGGACCAUUGUACUCAAAAUUUGACACCUUUGUGAUUAUGCAAUUUAAAUGAAAUGGUAUAUGAUGUAAAAUUGAACAUAAGUAACAUAGUGGUUUAAUUGGAAUAGACUUGCUGAUUGUACGUCCAGUACAUGUGGAAAUUGAGCAUGUUCAAUGACUGUAAAUGUUAUGCACAUACGAACGACUAAGAUUUCUGACAUAAUUAUUUUCUAAGUUAUCAUAUGGCAUUAUGUAUGAAGUGUCCAAAUAUGAAAUCAAAUGACGUAGAACAUGACAAUUAGCAUGUUAGUUUCCUCGACAAUAUAUCGUCACUCUGUAACUUUCGUUCAAUUUUGAAUUGCAUAAUGUUGUGAUAAGAUCAAUUUUCUGUAACUGCAAAGAUGUGGUAAAAUUUAUGAAAUCAUCUAAGUAGCACUAAUUUGAACUCAAAUUAAGUUAUGUAAAUGAUUUUCCAAUCGUAAUUGAUCAUUAAUUAUGCAGCUGAAGCAUAACAUAUCAUUAUGAACUAAAUAAUAUUUUUUUUCUGCAUUCUUGGUCUGAAUGUAGAUAACUUGGUAUUAAAGAUAUGAUAGGUGCAGGUCUUGGUAUUCUCUACCCUGACUCUCAUAGGCAUUAAUGAAUGGCUUAUUACGAAUGUUGCCAUGAUUAUGGAUAGACGAUGAUACAAUACAUAUUACGACACUAGAGAAAUCAAAUGGUUCGUUUUGUUUUUUUUUUUAGGUAUAUUUCAAAGUGAGACAUCCAUUACAUGGCAGUGACGAGCUAUUUUUUUCUACAAAGACCAUCAUUCAUUUUUCUGUUUUCCGAAGUAGUUGUUUCUCGUUACAAACUGACAUGUUACUUUUUAUGCCUUUGGUGUUAAUCAACUACUGUCAUUCACAAAUACACCGAUUUUAAUACAAUAUAACGCCAUAAACGAAUAUAUUUUCCAUAGAGUUUCAUAAAGAUGUGAAUAUUCAACAAUUAUGUGACAGGCCAGAGCUGUGAAAUGUGCACAGAAUAUGUGUCUUAGGAACAUCUAUCGUCUAUACCAACCAAUAUCAUUCAACUUCAUAGAUUUAUAUUUAUUUGUCUCUGUUUAGCAUUUAUAUUAUUUACACUACGUCGUUCACUUUGGAAAUCGGUACAUUGUGCUUUUAUCGCAUUUCAUUUUAUUCCAGAAUGAAACGUUUGUUCGCUUCUUAAAGCCCGUUGUGCUGAAUUUUUUUUACUUUAAAAUACCCACCUACCUGUCGUCAGUUUCGAUUAGGAUUUCAAUAGGCAUAUAUUAUAUAAUUAUUUGACUAGCAAAUUCUUGCUUAAUGGCAACUUUACCUUCAAUCAAUUUUUUUCUUUUCUAACUACAUCAACACUUGAAAUAUGUUAUUUAUAUCUCCUCGUCACCUAAUUUUUGGCAAGCUAUAUGACCAAGGAACUUGGACUAAUUAUUCAUUGGUGUUACUUUGACUGCAUUUACUACCAUAGCAUGUGUAAAUGUUAUUUAGACACGCUUGCGCAAUAUGGCUGGUAAUAGCCAUACUUCUGCACGUGUCGAACUUGAAUUGCACAUUUCAAUAAUGCAUCUGCUUAAAUCAAACUAAUAAAUGUCAAUUAAUUUAUUUAAAUAGCGUUAUCGGUAAUAGGGAAUAACAAAAUAGAUUUUAUUUACCAUCAAACUUAUUACGGUAAAUAAUUUUAGCGGAAAUUGAUAGGAUUUAUAAUUUAUAAAUCACAAGAACGGUUUCAGCCUCAAACGACACACAGAAAUUUUUCCAUACGUUUAAUACCGAAAAGUAUGUAACCAAUAGAUGCGUCAUAUACUAAGACCGAGCUAUUAGAAACAUGAAACUAAAACCAAAUGUUAGUAAAAUUUGAUAUCUCACUAUCACAAGGGUAUCUUGUAUAAAGUGUAGGACACACAAGCUAUACCAAUUUUGAUUCCUCAAUAUUGAAAUAAAAUUAUACAUCCAAGCGUAAUAUAAUGAUUAAAUAUCUGUGCUUGUUAUUUUCGUUCGGAGACGAGUAUCAAUUAUUCAACAUCCAAUACAAAUAGAUUCUUUUUUUUUCAAAUAUACUUCUACACCCAAACUAUACGUACGUAAUUAUAAAAGAUUAUGUGUAAUCUAUCAUUUUUAUCUAUCUUCUAUUGUGUUGUAAACAUUUACUUCAUUCGUAUUUACCAUACAUUUUUGUAGUACUGAUAUUUUUCCAUGGUGCCACAUUAAUUUGCUACAUAACAUACAGCAUCAUCAACUUAUCAAUUUUUCAAUUUGUUAUGAAUUGAAAAUAAUUAGCUUCAAUGUUCAAAUUCGAUGAUCGAGUUAGUUUAUUUGCUCUAUUUCAUUGCAGCUUGUAAGAUGUUGAGUUUGAAUCGGUUAGAGAAAUUCUUCAUCCUGAUCAUAUACGCCAUUGAAGUACUCAAUUCAGUCCUCUCUUUUUUUGUUGUGCGUUUAUUUGAGCAAAACAUAUUCUACAUGUCGAUACAAAAUGCUAUAUUGCAAUGUCAUUUUGAAUAUUGAAUGAUUCAAUAUUUGAAUAUUUGUCUGUCCAUACAAGUAAAAUAUGUUUUAUUUCCCUGCACAUAUUUUUGCAAUAUUGGAAUUUUUAUUCAGUUGCUUUAAAUAAGGUAUAAAUCAUUCAACAGGGAGAUGAGUUGGUCUACUGAAUUCCUAUAGCGUAUCAUAUAUCAAUCAUGAUUCCAGAUUGAUAUAAUUUUUUGGAACAUUAAUUUUAAUGUGUUAAAAUGAAUUGGUUAUCAACUCGUAAUGUUACUUCUUUUGGAAAAAAAAAGAUUUCAGAAAUACUUUUACACUUGAUAUGGAUAACACGAAGAAAAAUUAUACUGCGUAUAUUUGAAAGUUCAACGUAUAAAUUACCAGGCUUCGAUUAAAAGAACCAAUUGCCCAGAUAGUACAAAACGAAACUCAUCAAAAUCAUGACUAAAUGACACUUUACGAUCCGUUUUAUGUAUGACGUCUCAAAGUUUAAAAAAUAAUUGGAUGAAGCCCAAAUUGCUAUGCAUGGAAAUAAGAAAUAAUUUUUUCUCUCGCCAUUGGAGUUACGGAGUUAGUAUUUUAUAAAUAUAAUCCACAUAGAAUAAGGUAUGAGAAGAGUAAACAAAUUAAUCUUGACUUCGGAUUGUUGGCUGAGAAUUGGUGGAAUGGCUUGUAUAUACUAAUGAAUAAAGUUAGGAAGUUUUGCAUGUUUCACCAAAGCACAACGUAUUUUGAAAAUUGUUUGAAAUGCAAUGUUGAACAUGUGCUUUGUUUUAUUGAUGCAACCGUCUAGCGUUUGAUAUUAAUUAUACUGGAAAAUUCAGAAUCUAAAACAAGUUAUACAACAUAUUUUAUAGGAUUUCAUACAAAGAAUUAGUGUUGUGAUAAUGAGAAUGCAAGUUGAAAACGAAUUACGUAGACAUAUAUUUUAAUAAUCAAUUACACAUAAUUUAUAUGCAAAUAAAAUCAGUGAAAAUAUAUAAAAUAAACAUCUUUAUUGAACCAUGCUAGCUACAGAACUGAACAUGCAUCUAAAUAUUUCAAACUUAAGUUCAACGUGUCCUGCUAUUGAGAAACUAAACAAGAUACUGCUUUUUGCCAUAUACCUUUUCCAUAAUACGGCAUUUAAUAGUUGUUAUUCGAUUGGUCCUCAGAUAAAUUGAGGAAUUGCAAUAUGUACCUGGAUUUUGAAGUUAAUCAGUAAUAUCUCCAAGCAAUAUUGCCAAUGUCAUAUCUGUAGUGAAUGCUACAAGUGGCUGAUUGAUCAUGAUGAUUGGUUGCAGACAUAGGAAAGGGGUUUGUAAAAGAUGAUGUCUCUUUACUUAUAAAUUUAUGAUCCUACCAAUUUCGGCUUUUGUUUGUCACAAAGCAAAGAAACUUUACAGUCUAACUUGAAUAUCAUUAAUUUCGCCUCGUAAGAAUAUAAAUAAUAGCUUGACUAUCAUAAAGCUGAAUUUGUUUUAUGUUUCUUUUUUUUUUUAACGAGCUGCAUUGUCAGCAGAAACAUUCAAACUCUUCAUGUAACAAUUAUCUCUGUUAAACAAAGCCAUAAUUAUAACACUAAAUAAUUAAUAAAUCAUAUUCAUUGUAUUUCAAUCUUACUUACUGCCCGUGAAUUCCGUAAAGAAAUCUACCUUGACGAAAUAAAUUUGUUGGAAAAUUUUCUGGUCAUGCAGAUUAUUGUGAAUUUCUUAAUCAAAAAAAUAAUCUGCAGAAUAAUGUAAGAUUACAUUAUCACAUUGAAGAGACUAAUUAUUUUUCACGGAGAACUAAAUUUGACUCUGUCUCUCGAAACAAUAUAUCAUUGACAUCAAAGUUGUACAUCAUCAUUUAUUUGUUUUUAUACCAGGCUUAAAUUCAUCAAAGCAUGGCAGUUGAAAAUCUAUAAAUUAUCAAUAAGAUGAGACUAUUGAAUGGAUAUGGAAGGAAACAAAAAGAGCAGGGUUCAUGUGGUUGUGAAUUAAUAAUUUCUGCGCUACCUCCGUCAACAACUCGACUACUUUGUCAUUUUCAUGAGCAUCAGUGUUUAAACGUCGAUUUUUACGCUCUAGUGCUUACAAAAACUAACCAAUAUUCGCGUACUUGAAAGGAAUAGUACUUUUUACUUCAACUAUCCCCGUCAAGUUUGGUAUAUAGGAAUUUUUAUUCGAUCCAUUUUUGUGAACUUUCAUCUCAUUAUCAGAAAAGCUAGUUGUAUUCUCAUGGAAGAUUGAGGGAUAAACUGAUGAUCGUGAAAGCAAGUCAAGUAUAGCUGUUGACUCACGGUUAAUGGAUGUGACAAAAGUGGUAUGAAAUGCCAAUGAAUUUCCAAUGCUUUAGGGCCUCACAGUGACAUUUCACUUUUGCUUUUUGUUUUUUAAUUCAACUGCAACCUGGUGAACAAAUAAGCAUUACAUAAAUACGAAUGAUUAUUAAUUAGACAGUGUGGGAAAUUAAAAUCUUAGAGAUACAAUUAUAACAUCAAAUAUGCAUGCACUGGUUACGAGUUCGUUCAUUUAUUGAUCUUUAUUUUACUUCAAAAGUUACAUAUUGAUGAUUUGAUAAGAAAAAAGCAAUAGCAUCUAAGGACUUUUCUGUAGUAAUAAAAUUUUCAAUUCAAGAAUUUACACUUAUAAUAUAUUUUGGUCGCAUCGUGUACACAUAAUACAUUCAAAUAUCAUAUAUAUUGGUUUCUUUUUUUCAUAUUAGAAAUUCAAUCUACACGUGGUUACGCAUUAAAUCAAUCAAAAUGAGAGUUAAAUUGCAUAAAAUAAGGAAUAAUUUCAGUUAGAUUUUAAAUAAGAAAUGCAUGAAAUGUAUUUAAAUUUUAUGUUCCAUUUAAUUCACCCUCUGUCUCAACGAGCUUUUGGACCAUGAUAGUUGAGUCUG